Molecule: messenger RNA, 3226 nt
Organism: Acanthaster planci (crown-of-thorns starfish)
Lineage: Eukaryota; Metazoa; Echinodermata; Asteroidea; Valvatida; Acanthasteridae
Gene: mrps33
Product: mitochondrial ribosomal protein S33
Cellular component (GO): mitochondrion
Source: RefSeq, a predicted model, not a curated record
UAAAUACUCUUUUUCAGGACCGACCUUUUAGUAAAACUAACUAGGGGGGGCAAAAUUUACAAUUCCCACAUUUUUGGGGUCAAACAAGCUCUCAAAUGUAGGUGACACAGUUUGAUUUUUUGUCUCUUUUGCACUCCAUCGUUUCUAGGGAUGUGCAUCCUUAACGCUCACUGAAUGUUUUCAGCACUGAAUAUUAAACAGUUACUUGUUCAACACUGAAUGUCGAACGAGAAAUAAGUAACUAACUUCACACUACCAGCUGUAAGAAUCUGGAAGCAAAUUUGCUACAUGUAUUUCUUUUCAUUGUGGCAGUUGUUGGAGUCUCAAAAAUGUGAUCCGGUACAUUGAAAUCAGGAAUACAAGCAAGUCGCAAAUUGACAUUUGAGAUAUGUACAGGGCCAGAAAGAGAAUUUCAUAACAUUUCGAAUGGUAUACAUUUUAAGUGUGUUGAUGGUAACCUUUCAUACAUACACUUCAAAAUAUAAAGGAGUUUAUCUCGAAGAUACUUAAGAAAAUUGUUUGUGAUCAGUUGCAAUUGUAUCUUACUUUGCAUAAUCUGUUCCCUAUAUUUCAGUAAGCAUAUCGGAAGUUUCAUAGUACUGAAACUGCGUUACUGAGGGUAAAAAAAGACUUACUACUGGCUAUGAACAAUAAACAGGUUACUUUACUUGUUUUUGCUUGAUUUAAGCUCUGCUUUUGACACACUUGGUCACAGUGUUCUCUUGAGCAUUCUGAGAAAGAAGUUCGGAGUUGACGACAUUGUUCUUGAAUGGUUAAAGUCAUACUUGUCUGUGAGAUCUCAGCAUGUAUUAAUUAACACACUGUCGGAUAAGCAUGACCUUGUAUGGGGUGUUCCACAAGGUUCCUGUUUGGGCCCCUUGCUAUUUAUUUUAUCUAUAAAUGAACUGUUUGACAUUGUAAAAUCCCAUAAUCUUCAGGUCUAUUGUUACGCGGAUGACACACAGCUUUAUAUUUCAUUUUCACCUUGUGUAGCUAGAAAUCAAGUGUCAGCUUUAUCUGUUAUGGAAUCAUGUAUAAAGGAUUUACUUUCUUGGAUGUCAGCAAGUGGCCUGUUCCUUAAUGACAGCAAAUUCAGAAUUCUUGGUCAUUGGUACUCGUCAGCAACUAGCUAAAGUUAAGAUUGAUGAGGUUCAGGUUGGACAAUCUCUAGUAAGACCUGCUACUCUUGCACGGAAUUUGGGGGCAUGGUUUGAUGUUAACUUGUCCAUGAGUGAUCAUGUGGUUAAAACAUGUAAGUCUGCAUUCUACUUCCUGCAUAACAUUAGAUCUAUUAGGAAGUACUUAACAGGAGCCAAUACUGAAACACUCAUUCAUGCUAAUGCAUGCACUAGGCUUGUGUGUAAUAUUAAUGUGCAAUGGCUAAGAUUCUGCGGUCUUCACCGUUGCCUGUCUUCACAUGCUCUUCUUCUUCCGGCUCUAUAGAUGCACCAACAAGCCAAGCAAUGAAGUUGUACAGUUUUACUGGCACAACUCGUCGUGAAGUAUUUAGGUUGAGGUCUGCUGAUGUUGGUGGCCAUGGAGCAGUACUAUUAGCAUUCAUAAUUUCCUUCCACAGAUCUAAGGCUGUUGCAUACUGAUCUCUCUUGGUCUCUCCAGCUGCACAUUCAUUCGUUUCACAGGUGGCUCAUCCUAAGUGCUGUUAGCCGGUAAAUAUUCUUGUCCUUUAUGACCUUCUGUUCUAUGGUGUUAUUACAGAACACAUCAAAUGACUUAGCAUACAACUGCUCCUUUUCAACAGGUGCUUCUUUUCUUGUGAGAUAGACGGUGAAGGCUCUGAAGCAACUGCGGUGAUAUCUAACUUCCAAUGAUACGCAGUCCCUGUCUUCAAUUUGAAUCAAGAUUUGCCUUGCAUUCUUGUCUCUUGCAGCUCUCAAUAGUUUGCCACCAUCAACCUGCUCACAGAGGACCAACGGCUCUUUCUGUUUUCUCCCCCAAGAAUCCCUGCAAGACUUGGUUUUUCCACAUAUGAUACAGAUUUCCAGGAGGAUGUGAGAAGCUGCCAAUGGCUGUUUUGCAAUGAUCGAGCCUGAGAGCAACAGUCUUGAGUCUGAUGUCUUGGUUGUGUCUAACUACAGGAUGUCAUCUCUCUAUGCAAGGCGCAUGGCACGCUUGAGUGCCCGUAUUUUUGGCAAUGUCUUCCGUCCAACAUCCUCUCAGUCCAUGAAAGUUGUACAGCUAAUGAAUGAGAAACCACGAGAACAUAAGCCAGAGGUCACAGAAUACUAUCCACCCCACACUGAAGUCUACAAGAUGAUGAGAAGGCUCCAGUUUCUGGGUCUUUACAGGGACGAACAUGCUGAUUUCCGUGCUGAAAUGAAGAGGGUUGCUCGUCUUAAAGGAAAAGCACCACCAAAAAAAGGAGAAGGGAAACGAGCUUUGAAGAGGAAAUGAUUAGACAGCAUGGUGUUUACUUUGGACUGUACUUCACUAUUUGAGCAGUUGAGAUCAUUAUCACAAGUCAUUUACGUGGGUUUGCAUACAUGUAAGUCUGUAGGGAAUGAGUGAUCAUGGACAAAGCAAGGAGAGUUCGAACUCCCCUUAUCCUCCGUGCUUGGAGUUCUGCUUUGAUUAAAAGGAAAAAAAUUUCACCAUUAAUCCUGCAAUGGCAUAUGGUCAUGUGAUCAUGCCCUGGUCUACUAGUCGUGAAGAUUGAGUCAUUUUGACAGCGUUCUACAAGUGUUCCUUCGUAAAACUGUUAGAAUGUUAUUGUCACCCAAUGAAAAACACUACACAACAGGUUCCACCUAACUGUGACCAUUCUAUUGGAUCGGCGUCAUUAAUAUUCAUGUUUGUUCCGAGAGCUGUUCUGGAGGCAUGCACAUAAUGAAUCCUGUACCAUUAGGUACAUGGAUACAACAGUGCUCAAUACGUAAUAACUAGAGAUUUUGUCUGUCUUCAGGACAGAGCAAAGGGCUUUUUCACAUUUUCUUUUUUAUUAACCCUAACCCCCUAGGGUGUAUGUAAAAUCGUAUUGAAAUUGGAGGAUUUGGGACUGUUAGGGUUAAGAAAAACAUUUGUUUAUUUGAGAUACUAGCACAUUUCUAUUUCUCACUCUUUGCUCAAAGAUCUACCCCAGAACUACAAAUAUUUACAAAAGUAUAUCAAGUACUUUCUUUGGUGGCGUCAUAACAUUGAUGAAAUGUGCAAACCCUUUCGGACAUUAGAAGAUAUGGAGAAUAAAGUAUGCACCUUUAACAUCACUUCA